AUGGCCUUUCAAGCGCGAUGGCGAGAACUGAAGAAAGCAGGAUGGACUACGAAGCGGCCCACUGGUCUGUCAGUCGAUUUCACCUACCUGAAACCUGGAAAUACGAAGAAAGACGUCCGCGGCGUGGACUUCUUCGUAGGAGAGAUCGAGUUAAUGGCCUACCUUGAUGAAGUCGAUCUCGCUGAGCUUGCAGCGGCGAAAUCGGCGGAAGCGAAGCAAUCUGCAGCACGCCCCGCCAAGACGAAGAAGCAGGCAGCCAAAGCGACAAGUAAGCCGAAAGCGAUCUCUACGAUAACAGUGUGCAGCAGCACGGUGAGUGACGAGGCCUCCUCGGCAGCGCCUAAAGCUGCAGCGUCCAGAACGGAAGAUUUGUCUUUGAGUGAUGUGGAAAGCUUACCCACUAGUGCACCACCGUCGAGCCCCCACCGAACAUCUCGUAAAGCUACACCUGAGAUCAUUCUGGGUGUGUCCUCGCACGAUACGACGUAUGCAGAAGAAGACGACGCAGAUGAUAUUGAGUGCGAGAACACCCAUGAAGAUUUGCCAUCACGCAGGCGCAAUCUUGCACUACUGUUUAACGAUGUGAACAAUGAAUCGAGCGCUUCCGGCAGCGCGUCCAUUGAAUCGAGAUCAGAAGGGAACGCUCCAGCAGUCGGAGGCCUAGAUGGAACUGUCGAGGCCACGCAAGGUUAG
Messenger RNA from Phytophthora nicotianae INRA-310, 693 nucleotides. RefSeq lists its product as hypothetical. The record is from RefSeq and is a predicted model, not a curated record. The transcript is spliced from 4 exons. The coding region runs from base 1 to 693 and encodes 230 amino acids. Lineage: Eukaryota; Oomycota; Peronosporomycetes; Peronosporales; Peronosporaceae.